Molecule: messenger RNA, 1804 nt
Organism: Neltuma alba
Lineage: Eukaryota; Viridiplantae; Streptophyta; Magnoliopsida; Fabales; Fabaceae
Exons: 4
Coding region: 203-1804 (533 amino acids)
Biological process (GO): chloroplast organization
Cellular component (GO): chloroplast
Molecular function (GO): protein binding
Source: RefSeq, a predicted model, not a curated record
ACGGGUGGACAACUCCUUAUUUGGACCUAUUGGUAACAAUAUCUGUGCAGGGUUCAUCUUGUUUCCCGAUGGAUCCUCGUCGUAUCGGCCUGCCACGCUCGGGCCCUUCUUCUUAUGCCUCGUGAGGUCCUCGUCUCCACUGCUCCUUGUUUUCCAAAUCUUAGAAACACCGAGUUUGGCUAUCCUUCCGUUUGAUGUAGAAAUGGCAGUUGUUAGUUUUGAAAUUGGUAGAAAUUCAGCUUUUGCUUUGCACUGUUAUGGAAAUUCGUUUUCUUCCGGGCUUACGAUAUCUGGGAGACCCUUUCUCGGUACAUCUUUAAACGCGAGAAAUGCAGGGAAAGGUCAUGUUUUUCAUGCUCAAAAGCUCAAUUAUGGACCAGUUUGUGCUUCGCUGAAGAGUGGCUUGAACUCUGGGUUGAUUAAUGAUGGUCUACUUUCAAGUGAAUUUGAGUUUAAGCCAUCAUUCGAUGAUUAUUUGAAGGAAAUGGAGUCUGCCAGAACUUCCUCCAGAAAUGUUAGGGUAAAGGAGCAUGCUACUGGUGCUGAAGAACAGAAGAGGGAAAAGGUUAUGUCGAGGAAACCAAGGUUGGAUGGAGUUGAAAAAGGUGCAAAAUUUGGAAAGCUUGUAGGGCGCAUGAACAAAAAGAAUGAGUUAGGAAUUGCUGAAAAAAAUGGGCCAUUACAAGUAGUUGAAACAGUCAUGGGCAAAGAAAGCUCCUCCGUAGGUCAUAUUGAGCUCAGAGGACGAAGGUUUAAACGAUUUGACCUUGAGUAUGACGGGAACAAAAGCAAGCUUGAUAUUACUGUGAAGCAGAAAAAGGAGGCAGAGGUAAUGGAAAACAGGUGGUUGGAAUACGGAAUAAAUAAAUCAAAACCAGAUUCUGACAGUAAUUUGAUUAAAAGGGAACGAAGAAAGACAGGCCAUAGCAAAGGUUCACUCAAUUGGAAUAGUAACUGUGGGAACACCAUAGAGGGGGAAGUCGGCCAUAAAUUACAUACGUUAAAGACAGCAGGAGGAACGGACGUUACAACCAGUCAAAUAUGCUGCAACCCAAAAGGGAAAAUGCCAGUCAUAAACAAAACUGUUGUUAGCAGCAAUGUUCUGCACAAUGGACGCGAGAAAAGCUACACAAAAAAUGAGAACGUGGGGAAAGAAAAUGGACCGAAAAAUCUCGACUUGAAUGGAAAGAAAAGUCGUGAUUAUGACAACUUGGAGGUGGAAAGAGUAGCAUUUAAGACUUUUGAAGAGUUCAAUGGUGUUGUCAACAAGCCACAAGUUUCACACAAGGAAAUGGAGGAUAGAAUCAUGAGGCUGGCAAAUUUGUUGAAUGGUGCUGAUAUAAAUAUUCCUGAAUGGAUCUUUUCUAAGAUGAUGAGAAGUGCAAAGAUAAAAUUUAAUGAUUAUUCUAUUGUGAGGGUUAUCCAAAGAUUGGGAAAACUAGGAAACUGGCAGCGGGUGAUACAGAUCAUUGAAUGGCUUCAAAGGCGUGAACGUUUCAAAUCCCAUAAGCUAGGCCACAUAUACACUGCUGCUCUUGAUGCACUUGGAAAGGCAAGGAGACCCAUAGAGGCGCUAAAUGUAUUUCAUGCCAUGCUGCAACAAAUGUCCACAUAUCCUGAUUUGGUGGCUUACCAUAGUAUUGCUGUCACUCUUGGACAAGCAGGGCACAUGAAGGAACUCUUUGAUGUGAUUGAUAUCAUGCGGUUGCCACCUAAGAAGAAGUUCAAAGUAGGAGCACUUGGUAACUGGGACCCUAGGCUGGAACCUGAUGUCAUAGUUUAUAAUGCCGUAAGUUAUAGUUAG